GGUUAAAUAGGGGUUGAGACAAGAUGCUCAGGAGAAGCGCUUUCUUUCGCGAGCACCCUGAACCAGACCAUGACCCAGACCCUCAAGUACGCCUCCAGAGUGUUCCAUCGCGUCCGCUGGGCGCCCGAGUUGGGCGCCUCCCUAGGCUACCGAGAGUACCACUCAGCACGCCGGAGCUUGGCAGACAUCCCAGGCCCCUCUACGCCCAGCUUUCUGGCCGAACUUUUCUGCAAGGGGGGGCUGUCGAGGCUACACGAGCUGCAGGUGCAGGGCGCCGCGCGCUUCGGGCCGGUGUGGCUAGCCAGCUUUGGGACAGUGCGCACCGUGUACGUGGCUGCCCCUGCACUCGUCGAGGAGCUGCUGCGACAGGAGGGACCCCGGCCCGAGCGCUGCAGCUUCUCGCCCUGGACGGAGCACCGCCGCUGCCGCCAGCGGGCUUGCGGACUGCUCACUGCGGAAGGCGAAGAAUGGCAAAGGCUCCGCAGUCUCCUGGCCCCGCUCCUCCUCCGGCCUCAAGCGGCCGCCCGCUACGCCGGAACCCUGAACAACGUAGUCUGCGACCUUGUGCGGCGUCUGAGGCGCCAGCGGGGACGUGGCACGGGGCCGCCCGCCCUGGUUCGGGACGUGGCGGGGGAAUUUUACAAGUUCGGACUGGAAGGCAUCGCCGCGGUUCUGCUCGGCUCGCGCUUGGGCUGCCUGGAGGCUCAAGUGCCGCCCGACACGGAGACCUUCAUCCGCGCUGUGGGCUCGGUGUUUGUGUCCACGCUGUUGACCAUGGCGAUGCCCCACUGGCUGCGCCACCUUGUGCCUGGGCCCUGGGGCCGCCUCUGCCGAGACUGGGACCAGAUGUUUGCAUUUGCUCAGAGGCACGUGGAGCGGCGAGAGGCAGAGGCAGCCAUGAGGAACGGAGGACAGCCCGAGAAGGACCUGGAAUCUGGGGCGCACCUGACCCACUUCCUGUUCCAGGAAGAGUUGCCUGCCCAGUCCAUCCUGGGAAAUGUGACAGAGUUGCUACUGGCGGGAGUGGACACGGUGUCCAACACGCUCUCCUGGGCUCUGUAUGAGCUCUCCCGGCACCCCGAAGUCCAGACAGCACUCCACUCCGAGAUCACAGCUGCCCUGAGCCCUGGCUCCAGUGCCUACCCCCCAGCCACUGUUCUGUCCCAGCUGCCCCUGCUGAAGGCGGUGGUCAAGGAAGUGCUAAGACUGUACCCUGUGGUACCUGGAAAUUCUCGUGUCCCAGACAAAGACAUUCAUGUGGGUGACUAUAUUAUCCCCAAAAAUACGCUGGUCACUCUGUGUCACUAUGCCACUUCAAGGGACCCUGCCCAGUUCCCAGAGCCAAAUUCUUUUCGUCCAGCUCGCUGGCUGGGGGAGGGUCCCACCCCCCACCCAUUUGCAUCUCUUCCCUUUGGCUUUGGCAAGCGCAGCUGUAUGGGGAGACGCCUGGCAGAGCUUGAAUUGCAAAUGGCUUUGGCCCAGAUCCUAACACAUUUUGAGGUGCAGCCUGAGCCAGGUGCAGCCCCAGUUAGACCCAUGACCCGGACUGUCCUAGUACCUGAAAGGAGCAUCAACCUACAGUUUUUGGACAGAUAGUCCCAUGGAAAGAGACUGUCAUCAUCACCCUUUCAUUCAUCAUAGGGAUAAGAUUUUUUGUAGGCACAAGACCAAGGUAUACAUCUUCCCCUAGUGCCUAUCUGACCAAACUGGAUAGAACCACCAUAGUGAAGUGUGAGGCGGCCCUGACCAAUGUGUGAAGUAUGCACUUGGCCUGACUCAGGAAGCCAGGUGAGAAAACCAUGGUCUGUCUGCUUGCUUGGCCCUUCUGAUCAUGUAUGCAUCCCCCAAGGAUGAAAUCAGAUUUUAACUAAUAAUGCUGGAUGGCCUGAGGAAAGAUUCAACUGCCUCUCUUUUUGGGCUUUCAUAGUGUUCAUUGAUGCUGCUGGCUAAGCAUGUAUCAAAGCAUAAGCUCAGUAACUGUGCAUCUGGUCUGUACCUGGUUGGUCCUUCCUCUUUGCAUGUAAGCUCUUUGAGAGGAAGGGUGAAGCCUUAUUUGUUUUUUAUGUCCCCUGCCAAGGCCUGUCUCUGACUAGGUGACAGCAUACACAUUCUUAGAUUGAGUCUGAACCAUGUGGCAGAAGGGAUAAGCAGCUUACUUAGUAGGCUCUGUCUACCCCCUUCCUUCUUUGUCUUGCCUCUAGGAAGGUGAAUCUGCCCUAGCCUGGUUUACAGUUUCUUAUAACUCUCCUUUGCUCUCUGGCCACUAUUAAGUGGGUUUGCCCCAUCACUUAGUUCUCAGGCAGAGACAUCUUUGGGCCUGUCCCUGCCCAGGCCUCUGGCUUUUUAUAUUGAAAAUUUUUAAAUAUUCAUAAAUUUUAGAAUAAAUCAAAUAUUCCAUUCUUGACUUUGACUUAUUUCUCUCAUAUUCCCACUUCCUACAAGACCUGGAGGCAAGACCCUAACCCUCCCAUCUCCCACCUUGCUUUCUCAGGUCCUGGGGGUGACCCCCAUAACAAUGGGAGGUCUGGACGCCUGGAAGAGUAGUUUGUAACACAAACCCAGACAUGUUUCUGUCUGUAGUGGGAACAUCCAAGUCUAGUCUGGAUUCCUGUAAGAGAUUAAGGGGGUGGGGGGUGAAAAGUAACUGCAGGGGCUAAGCUGUAAAAUGGGCCCGGAGCUAGGGAUUUGCAGACAUGGGCAGAGGUUGCUGACUCUGGUAAGGAAAGUGCUUUUGGACUGCCAGGAUUGAAGGAAGUCCUAGAUUGGUCACUUUGCCCUCUCUGGAAAAGUUGUUCCAAGAUAAUUUCCUUCAGAGGAAGGGAUACAAGCAGAGAAGUGGAAUCAGACAGACAGAAUGAAAGCUGAGUGUGGGGGUGGCCAGAAGCCCUGGGGCACUGAGGCAGGAUAAGGGCGGUGGGCAGAGGGAACCUGUUUCCCUAAGUCAGCAUUCUCUGGCCCCCCCCAGAGGCUGGGCACAGCUCUCCUCUUGUGAUGUAUACAGAUUAACUCAUCUUCCAUCCAAAUAAAUCUCUCAGCACACUGCACAGUUCCUUCUGCAUCCCAGAUUACCCUUCCCAUGUCAGGACUUGCCCCCCUUCCCCUACCGCUCACCCUAUUCCAAUUAGCUGGGUGUAGAUGGAGAUUUCACUUCACACUUCUUCCUCCUCCACACCUUGGCCUCCUGGCCUAGACAUGGCUCCCUGACCGCAGAAACUCCAGUAGCCAC
This is a messenger RNA of Gorilla gorilla gorilla (western lowland gorilla), 3226 nucleotides long. RefSeq names its product cytochrome P450 family 27 subfamily B member 1 (gene CYP27B1). The record is from RefSeq and is a predicted model, not a curated record. Gene Ontology annotation, cellular component: mitochondrial inner membrane. The coding region runs from base 70 to 1596 and encodes 508 amino acids. Gene Ontology annotation, molecular function: heme binding; oxidoreductase activity, acting on paired donors, with incorporation or reduction of molecular oxygen; iron ion binding. Lineage: Eukaryota; Metazoa; Chordata; Mammalia; Primates; Hominidae. The transcript is spliced from 9 exons. Gene Ontology annotation, biological process: glucocorticoid biosynthetic process; cellular response to peptide hormone stimulus; cortisol metabolic process.